This is a messenger RNA of Mangifera indica (mango), 3970 nucleotides long. RefSeq names its product probable LRR receptor-like serine/threonine-protein kinase At1g53430. The transcript is spliced from 24 exons. The record is from RefSeq and is a predicted model, not a curated record. The coding region runs from base 553 to 3576 and encodes 1007 amino acids. Gene Ontology annotation, molecular function: protein kinase activity; ATP binding; protein binding. Lineage: Eukaryota; Viridiplantae; Streptophyta; Magnoliopsida; Sapindales; Anacardiaceae. Gene Ontology annotation, biological process: protein phosphorylation.
ACCUUACCCAUGAUUUAAUUAGUUUUCCAAGAACACUUACGGCUGAUGUGAUGUGGUGAACUCAAGUUGUUUAUGGUCAUCUGGGCGGCUAAGGUUUUUUCGUCAAUCCUCAUCUCUUCACUCCCUUUCAUUGUUCUCAUACUGUUUUCAAAAGCACCGUCGAUUUUCUUGACGCUGACUUUUCCCUUCAAUUCCAUGCAACGUAUCAAUGUUAUUAUACAAUCAACCGCCGUCUGCCCAUCUCAUCUUGUCUUUGAAAAGUAAUCUUUUCUGUUCUUGUCUUUCUCUGUGUUUAAUUUAAUAAUUACUCAUCAAGUUUGAAGUUUAGAAUUAGAUUUGGUUACAUGUAUAACAGAAGCCUUCGGAGUUGACGAUAAGAGCAAAACCCAAGUCUUUGUUUCCUGUUGUCUUCAAAUUCUUUCUUCUUGCUUUUAACCACUUCACUCUCUUUGUGAUAAAAGUGUCGUUUCUCUCUCUCAUUCGCUUGUCAUUUUGCUGUUUGCGUUGAGGAACGAAGCGGGGAGAGGAGAUAAGUUUUGUUGCAGAAGAAAAAUGAGGCUUGGUCUCUCAAUGACCAAGGUUGUUUCUCUUUUUGUUUUGGGUUUUUUGGUUCUCAACUGCUGUGUCAACUUUGGAUCUCACGCUCAGCGUUUGCCUGAUGAAGAAGUGAGCGCUCUCGAAGCAAUACUCUCGAAACUGCAGGUCAAAAAUAAAAAUGUAUCCUCAACUUCCUGCAGUGACAGUGCAUGGACUAACUAUGAUUCUUCAACUAGAAGCAAUAUCACCUGUGAUUGUAAUCAUGACAAUGUUUGUCAUGUCACUCUUUUCUAUAUGAGGGGUCAAAAUUUAGCUGGAGUUUUUCCAGAAGAAUUUGCAAAUCUUACUUUUUUGACACAAAUUGAUCUUACCCAAAACUAUAUUAAUGGAACAAUCCCUGCAAGAUUGGCUCAGAUCCAAAAUCUUACCAUUCUGUCCCUUGUAGGAAACCGUAUUGGCGGUUCACUUCCCUGGGAAAUUGGUGACUUUCCUUCACUUGAGGAGUUGGUCUUGGAAGAUAAUGAAUUUGUAGGACCUAUUCCUGAAACCCUUGGAAAUGUGAAGACCUUAAGGAGACUUCUUCUUUCUUCAAACAAUUUUACGGGAUCAAUACCAAAAUCACUUGGCAAAUUGACAAACUUAGAAGAUUUUCGGGUAGAUGGAACCAAUCUGACAGGAAAGAUACCUGAUUUCAUUGGAAAUUGGAUUAAAAUGACCCGACUUGAUAUGCAGGGAAGCCCCUUCGAGGGACCUAUUCCUUCCACUAUAUCACAGAUGACAAGUUUAACAGCACUGAGGAUUUCUGAUCUGAAAGGAUCAGGUUCGUCUAUUCCAGAUUUGCAGAAAAUGACAAAUAUGCAAAGAUUGGUACUGAGAAAUUGCUCGCUUAAUGGUACAAUCCCACAAUAUCUUGGGAGUAUGUCAAAGUUAAAACUUCUAGACUUGAGCUCCAACCAGUUGACUGGUCCAAUUCCUGAAACACUUCAUAAUUUGGAUGCCGUAGAUUUCGUUUUCCUGGGCAACAACUUAUUAACUGGAGCAGUUCACAGUUGGAUACUAAAUGAUAACAAGAAGUGGGAUUUAUCUUAUAACAAUUUUUCAGAGCCAUUUACAGCUGGUUGUGGGCAGAACCAAGUUAAUGUAAUCUCCAGUCUUGCAUCCUCCGUGAACAACUCAAAUUCUUGGUGCUUCAUGAAGGACCUUCCCUGCCCCGGAAAAGCCACACACUAUUCCUUGUUUAUUAAUUGUGGAGGAGGUUCGUUGAAAUCUGGGGGCAAUACCUAUGAAGAGGACUAUAACAAAGAAGGUCAAUCAGUCUUUGCUCCAGUGGGAACACGGUGGGCUUAUAGCAGCACUGGGAUUUUUACAGGCAAUGAGAGUCUUAAUUACGUGGUAUCGAGCCCGAGUGGUCUGAAUGUGAGUGGUGAAGAAUACUACAAAACAGCUCGCCUUUCGCCGCAAUCACUCAGGUAUUUUGGCCUGUGCAUGCGACAAGGCAGUUACAAUGUGAAACUCCACUUUGCUGAAAUUAUGUUCACGAAUGAUCAGACGUUCAGCAGUCUUGGAAAGCGAAUAUUUGACGUUUCUAUCCAGGGGGAGGUGGUUUUAAGUGACUUCAACAUUAUGGAGGAAGCUGGAGGUGCCGGUAGAAACAUCACGAGAGAAUUUAAAAAUGUCACUGUAAGUGGUAGCACUUUGGAGAUCCACUUAUACUGGAGAGGGAAAGGAACUAAUGCCCUUCCUCAGAGAGGUGUUUAUGGGCCACUUAUUUCCGGAAUUACAGUGACACCAAACUUUAAAGUUGACACUGGGGGUUUAUCAGUUGGAGCCACUGUUGGCAUCGUACUUGCUUCCUGCCUAGUUCUCAUACUGGUGGUGUUGGUCAUUCUAUGGAGGCUGGGUUACUUGUGGGCCAAAGACCCUGAAGACAAAGAACUCCGUGGUCUUGAUCUUCAAACUAGUAUUUUCACUCUAAGGCAAAUUAAAUCUGCUACCAAUAAUUUUGAUCCUGCUAAUAAGAUUGGUGAAGGAGGAUUUGGGCCUGUUUUCAAGGGUACAUUGGCCGAUGGUGCUGUAAUUGCUGUGAAGCAGCUAUCCUCCAAAUCAAAGCAAGGAAAUCGUGAAUUUGUGACCGAGAUAGGCAUGAUAUCUGCUCUGCAGCACCCAAAUCUUGUGAAGCUUUACGGCUGUUGUAUCGAAGGAAAAGAGUUGUUGCUAAUAUAUGAGUAUAUGGAAAACAAUAGUCUUGCCCGUGCACUUUUUGGUAAACCAGAACAACUGCUCAACUUGAACUGGGAAACAAGAAUGAAGAUAUGCAUAGGUAUUGCUGGGGGAUUAGCUUAUCUGCAUGAGGAAUCGAGGUUGAAAAUUGUUCACAGAGACAUAAAGGCUACCAAUGUGUUGCUUGAUGGGAAUCUAAAUGCAAAGAUAUCAGACUUCGGUCUAGCUAAGCUUGACGAAGAAGAGAACACCCAUAUUAGUACCCGUAUAGCUGGAACAAUAGGGUACAUGGCACCAGAAUAUGCAAUGAGGGGCUAUUUGACCGAUAAAGCAGAUGUUUACAGCUUUGGAGUUGUUGCUUUGGAGAUUGUCAGUGGCAAGAGCAACACUAGUUACAGGCCAAAGGAGGAGUUUGUUUACCUUCUUGAUUGGGCAUUGGUCCUGCAAGAGCAAGGAAACCUUCUUGAACUUGUGGAUCCAUCUCUUGGUACAAAAUUCUCCAAAAAAGAGGCAAUGACCAUGCUUAACAUUGCUCUUUUAUGCACCAAUCCAUCUCCCACUCUCAGGCCAUCCAUGUCUGUUGUUGUUAGUAUGCUUGAAGGCAAAAGUGCAGUCCAGGCACCCGUCAUUAAGCGCAACACUGACAACAAUGAUGCAAGGUUCAAAGCAUUAGAGAUAAUAUCACAGGACAGCCAGAACCACUUCACAACCUUCUCUCAUGGUAGUUACAAAGGACCAUGGUCAGGUUCCUCGACUUCUCUCCGAACCAGAGACGUGUCUAUAGAGGAGGAUUCUUCAUCAAGAAGGCUUCUUCAGUAAUCUUUAAUAGUCUGUGGAAAUUUGAGAAAUGAUGCUUGGAAAAAUUUUUAUUUAGAACUGUAAAGAAGGGUGAGUUGGAUUGUGUUAGGAACUAGCUCUUAUUUAACAAAAACAAAAGAUAAAAACAUAAAAUACACAAUAAAAUAAAACUAUUUUAUUAAUCAAAAGAUUGUAAGGAUAAAUUGAACAAUUUGAGGAGUUUGGAGUCUCUCAUUCUAGAUAGUUUGAGGAGUUUGGGCUAUCUCAUUCUUUGAACAUUCGAGGCGUCGAAAACCUCCAUGAAUCAAUCAAGGUUGGUUGUUCAAAUUACAAAACCUUAAAAUAUGUUAUCCCCCUUCCUUUUUGGAACUUGAUGUCGUUUUUAUAAUAAAGACUACCUUUAGAUUGAUGAUAA